Molecule: messenger RNA, 4977 nt
Organism: Anopheles stephensi (Asian malaria mosquito)
Lineage: Eukaryota; Metazoa; Arthropoda; Insecta; Diptera; Culicidae
Gene: Rap1
Product: ras-related protein Rap1
Exons: 6
Coding region: 979-1533 (184 amino acids)
Biological process (GO): negative regulation of synaptic vesicle exocytosis; cellular response to cAMP; Rap protein signal transduction
Cellular component (GO): plasma membrane
Molecular function (GO): GTP binding; GDP binding; GTPase activity
Source: RefSeq, a predicted model, not a curated record
UUUUGCAUUUCAUUUCAAACGUCGUCCGAGCAGGGUGUGCAUUACCGUCGUUGCGAGGAUUUCCCGGAGCGCAAAGUGUUAUCGCCUCGUAAGUAGGAAGUGCCGUCGCUCUACCGUACAGCGAGUGUGGCAAGAUUUGGAUUAAGUAAAGCACAGCGAGAUUUGCGUUCGGUCGAAAGUGGGUGCACUUUUUCGGCCUGCAGCAUUGUGCGGUGGAAGUAGUCACCAUCGAGAAGAAGUAAAGUGAGAUCUAGUGUGGCAGCGUUCGUGUGUACGUACGUAGUGUGUGUGUACGGUGUGGUGUGGUGUGCUGUGGCCGUGUUGGAAGCCUGAAGUGAAGCGUGUAAACGGCAGUGUGAGCGAAAAGGUGAGAAAAAGGGCAGAAGCGAGAAAAGAGAGAGAAGAUCGUCGGAAGGCGAGCAGCAGCAGCAGCAGCAGCAGUUCAAACAAAGAGCAGAAGAGAAGCAAACAGAAAGAGAGAGCGAGGAAGAAAACGAAGCUACGAGUCUGGAAGUGUGUGCGGUCGUGCAUAUGCGUUUGUUUGUGUGUGUGUGUGUGAACAGAAGAAGCUGGUCAGUUCUCUUCCUCUUGGGUGCGGUAUUCCACGGGAUUGGGUAGAUGUGCGUCGUGUGUGUGUAUGUGUGCGCGCGGGGAAGAGGCUGAAAUUUUCCCAAAAGUAGCGAAAAUAUUGACAUUUCGACAACUGUUCGUUACGACAUCCUUCAACCUGUAGUCGCCACCGCACCUACAUAUUCCGAAAAGCAAUAACAACAAGGGGCCAAACAGCAGGGUGAGGGACACCGACCGUGAAGGUGAAGCGUGUGUGUCUCUUUGGUGUAGAGUAGUGUCUUAGAGUGUAUCUUCACGGAUUUCAACGAGCACAACACAGCCUUAGUGAACUGGGCAAGGAUAGUAGCAAGCACCGAAUAAUAAUCCUAAAGAUCCUUCACAUCCUUCAGAGUUUGCAUCAGUGUCAAAAUGCGUGAAUACAAAAUCGUCGUACUUGGCAGCGGAGGUGUCGGUAAAUCGGCCCUGACAGUGCAGUUUGUCCAGGGCAUAUUUGUGGAAAAGUACGAUCCAACGAUAGAGGACAGCUACCGGAAACAGGUCGAGGUGGACGGUCAGCAAUGCAUGUUGGAAAUUUUGGACACAGCCGGCACAGAACAAUUCACCGCCAUGCGGGAUCUAUACAUGAAAAAUGGCCAAGGAUUCGUGCUAGUAUAUUCCAUCACGGCACAGUCGACCUUCAACGAUCUGCAGGACCUGCGGGAACAAAUCUUGAGGGUGAAGGAUACCGAUGACGUUCCAAUGGUGCUGGUUGGCAACAAAUGCGAUCUCGAGGACGAACGAGUCGUGGGCAAAGAUUUGGGCAGGAGUCUAGCCUCGCAGUUCAACUGCGCAUUCAUGGAAACGUCUGCCAAAGCUAAAAUUAAUGUUAACGACAUCUUCUAUGACUUAGUGCAACAAAUCAACAAGAAAUCGCCCGAACGGAAGCCCAAUAAAAAGAAGAAAUCGCUCUGUGUGCUGCUGUAAAAAAGCUACUUAGGGACAAAAUUGGACAAGUAUAAAUGUCGCACGCUACACGCUCACCAGCACACGCACACAUCCACAAGCACACACACACAUGUACAAACACGCAGUCGUAUAAGAACAAUCCAUAGGAGAGUCCACUUUAGGCGUUGUACGUGUGUGUGUGUGUGUGCGCGUUUGUAUGUGUGCGUGUGUUUGUGUGUGAAGGUGUGUGUGUGAAGUUCAGCGAAAGAAGAUUCAAAACGAAAAGGAUUUAAAUGUUAGACAGAAAGCAAGCAAGCAAGCAAGCAAGCAGGGGCCAGCAGGCAAGCAAGAUGAGAAGAUAAUCAGCGUUCAGAGGAGUGAAGGUUGGUGGCUGCUGCGUGUAUCAAGAUAAGGGAUUAACAAAUGGUGGAAAUAAUUAGCAAGUUUAAGGAGCAAGGUAAGAGCAGUUAUCUAUAUAUACAUAUACAAACACACACACACAUUCUCGGACCCUUCAGAGACGAACCCAUGCAGAGCAGGCGUGGUGCGGCAAUUUUUCUCGCGAUCGUACCGGCGUAGAUCGUGGAACCACGCAUGCAUUCACGCGAAACGGACACAGCAAAAGUACACUAAGGACACAGUUGAGCGCAAGAAGAGGACGGUUAGUAAACCGAGUGCAACCCGGGUAGGGGAAGUAGUAAAACUGAUGGUUACGAAGCGUGUCACGCUUAAUGUAAGAAAAUCAUUAACAGAGCAAACACAUCCUCGCUGAUCAUAUUCAUGGCGCGAAAGGUGCAUAUUGAUGGGUACACCAUUCCGUAAACCAUUCACAUGGAGACACAAAUUUUCGGGACAAUGUCUGUCACGUUGGGAGGAUCUUCAAUGCGAAUAGAACGGGACAGUACAGUUUUAACAGUAGAGGGGGAGGGACAGAACGAUGAAAAAACUAGGCGAAAAAAAAACAGGAAAAUCCUGCGGAUAAUGCCACUGCUCCCCGCACACACACACCCCCACUCCUCAUUUGUUGCAAUAGAAAGACCAGACGAAAAUGAUCGCGAAUGAUCGCAAGCUGAUGAAUGAUGAUGAUGUUACUCUAAGUAAAACCGGAAAGGAAAACCUCACACUAUACCUUAUACAGGGCUAUUUAGCUUCUACUCUCUUUUCUCCUCCGUUCUAUUACGUUAGGUUUGCCGUUGAAAGAAGAUUUUCCGUUUUUUUCCGAUGCUAACCAACUUUUCACCCGUUUUUUUAUAGACUCCUCUUAUUCUUCCUCCUACCGCAUGUUCUAAUCCCGUUUCUGAUUAAGUGUGCGCGCUCGCAGACGAUAGGGUUUUAAUUAUAAUUAUUUUUAAUUUGUACUGCUUGAUGAUGACGAUGGAUGGAUGGAUGGACCCGGGCGCGAAAAAGCGAGAAAAUAAAUGAAGCCGCGUUUUUGCGACGAAAUCCCCUGGCAAAUGGAAUUGAUCGUACAUGUGGUGUGUGUGUGUGAUAACGUCAAGUGUAAAUUAGUAGGUACGUGUGACGAGAAAAGGGCGAAGUGAAAGGAUUUUAUGGUUCGACGUUUUUUUCCUUUAUUUUUUUUGUUGUAGAUCGCUCCUUAGCUGAAUCUUCAUUUCUCUAAAGCCUUUCUCUGUCUGACUGAAUCUGGAUGGACUUUCUUAGAUAACGCGUAGAUAAACAAAACAAAGGGGUUUAAGUAUGUGAAUUGGGAUGGAGUGAAAAGGAGGACAGCUAGUCGACAGAAGAACAGAAGAAAGCAAAUGGGGAACAAGACACGGAAAUUGGCAGAGGUGGUUGAUUCGAUAAUGUUGAUCAUGCAAUUAGAUGGAAUGUAAAUUUGUGUAAUUGACACUCGCGCUAGGGAUUAGCCCUACAUUUUUUUGUUUUGUUUGUUGUUUGUUGUAUCAGCACUUUCUUGAGCUGCUUCUGAUUAGCAGCAGUCGGCUUAUCGGUAAGAUUUCCUGUUUUAGGAGGAAACCCGGUGCCAAAACCAUGAAGAAGAGCACUAGCAGUGAAAAACUAUCUUCCAAUUUUGAUUUCUUCAACUCCUUAAACUUCAGGGAGAUCAUCGUCACUUGCUAAAAGUUGUUAAACAUUGCUUGGAUAUGUGUGUGUAAGUCAGUUAUUGCGCACCGAUCUCUUUGAAAAUGCAAACCGUUCGACUUUACCUAUUCAUAUCAACAGUAGUAAAAUGGUCGAUCCCGCAGCGACGAUCCUCAAAUCGCUGCUGUUGGGCGGGCGGAGAAAAACGGACUUGAAUUUGCAAUGCAAUAUUAUUCUACACAAAAGCAAACAGCAAUUUUAGAGAAAAAUAAUACAGAUAGCAAAGUAUCUCGGACACGUCAAGUAGUAGCAUCAAGCGAACCGGUUUACUCUUCCUCCGGAUUAGGUGUGUGAGAUGAGAUCGUGUUGUUGAUGGUCAACGUGUGUGUGUGAGUCGUUGAUUGUCUCUCGUAGUUGUGUCACUAAAAAUCUUAACAAAAUAGAAGUGAAAAACCACCACCAUCUUUACACAUUUCCAUCCCAGUAAGUGUGACGGUGACGAUAGCACCUGCACUUUGUCUUCUGAUGAAUGGGGACUUUCCUUUUCGGAUUUUCCGCCCUAAUCUCCCCCACACACACAAACACACAUCUUUUGAUCACACGACGUUCGAUAGAUAUUUAAAUAAUGGAUGUGCCACCGUUACAUGGCUAGACAGCUGUCCCCUUCAACCAUUUAUCUAGAGAGCGUAGUGAGGUGUGUGGAACGACGGCCCAGCCUGGCUAGUUUGUAUCGUAAAUGUUUAGAGAGCGCACAGAUAUCGAAGCAAUUGUUGUGUACGGAAAGAGUAGUCAAACGGCACGGGCGCACAAGCGUGCGUGUGUGCGCCAAUGGUUAACAAGGUACCUCUGAUUUGCAACACUUUCAAUAUACCAAUUUGUGUCUGCUGCUUAUAAGUUAAAAACCACGUCAGCUUUUGGUGGAUUAGAGCGAGCGAGCGAUCUUUAUAUGGAAUGGAUAGCAACCAGUAGGGAGGACAGACAACACGCAUUAGCAAUGUAAUGUUUCGUGUAUCUCGUUGAUCCCGGUGUAGGGAGAAAAGUCUGAGUUCGGUGUUCAACAUUGUCCUGUUUCUAACUUGUUUGUUGUUCCACUAUUUGGUAACGAAUUGUCUGAUAUAUGCCGUGGCGGUAAAGAUUCUAAACAGUCUGUUGUGUUAAUGCGGGGUGUGCUACGCAAAAAUACUGGAGUUCGAAUAGAGGAAUAGAAUGAUGAUGGCCCCACUAUACCCUGUUGAGGGAUGCGGGAAACAGUAAGGGCACACACAACACUACUGCUGCUGCUGCUGCUGAUGCUGCUGCUGCUCACUUUCUAUCACUCUCAUCACUCCAUCUCUGCCUUCUCCAAUCAACUGUGUAACGAUGGAUUAGUAUUAUAUAGUACUACAAGUUCGAAUUAAAAGUAUCGAAAAGGUUAAACACACACACACACACACACACACA